UCAAAAUUCGGAAUUGGUCGCGUAAAAGUCUCUGUUUCGCUAAAAAUACACACAGGCUUCAGGCCCGCAUAGUAUAGUCUUAUUUUAUAUAUUUUCAUACCACAACACAAGUGUGUUAUUUAGUUUUAAUAAACAAAUUGCAAUAAAAAAUGAGUGUUUCACAUAAUUUAAUAACAGAAAAUAAUUAUUCAACGAAAGAUAACUAUUGCUCCCAUUUCCUCCAACAAAUACCCCAAUCGUCAGCAGCAGUAGAAGAGAUUAAAAAAUGGCGGUGUACAAAAAUGAACAACGGGGAAUACGAAGAACGUGGUUCGGAUUCGAUUUCGAUGUCGCCUGUUUUAGUUUCCCCACAACGGACUACAACAACAACACCAACCAGAACUGAAGAAGGAUGGUGUCGUCGUUUGAGUGAAAAUAACGAAGAACAAAAAUCUCCUCCAAAAAACUUUUCUACCAAAUUAAACGCAACCUCCCAGUCCCAGCAGCAUCAGCAACAACAACAACUCCAUCCUCGAAUUUUUCGUACAUUUUUCGUGCGCUUAGCUGAGGAAUCUCCAAAAAGGAAUAAUUGCGAUGAACUCUCCGACUCAUCGAGCUAUGACAGCUUGAAUUGUCGUGAAACUGACUUAUGUCGGGAUUCUAGUGAUACCGAUUCAAAUUCGUCCUACUCAACUGGCGAAAUAGGAGCCACCAUCAAAGUUGUUGAAUACGAAGUAGCAAGCGCAAGCAACAGUGAAGAUUUGUUUACAAAUGAUUCGUCAAGUGGAACAGACGAUUUUAUUUUAGCUGCGGUUGCUAGAGCCAUAUGCAACACAUCGAAAUGUUCAAGUGAUUUUGCUGAUACGGAGGAAGAUUCAAUGGAUUCCUAUUCAACAUAUGACUCGGAGUUUAGUUUAGCAGAUUACUGGAAAUGUGUGAAAUGCAAGAACAAGCAGAACAACCCAAUGUUCCGAUAUUGUGAAAAAUGUUAUCAGAUUCGUAAGACUCAUUUUCCACCUCGUCCUCGUCUUCGUAAAAGCAGAACAGCUUUAAAACAGCAAAGGUCAUCCAUUUACUCAUCCCUGAAACGAUCUGUAACAACCUCUGAAGUAGUCAAAUCGUUAACUAAAAAACAAAUCCAAGAUGAAACCAAUCGUACAAAUACGAUAACACCAUCGUCUUCAAGUAGCUCUAUGCCGAGUGUAUCUCCGAUCAUCACUUCUGGUAGGUUAGCUGUUGAAAGUUUACGUGCACAAUGUGCUGCUGAAAACAGUAGCAGUGAAGAUGAUAAUGAUAACAAUGCAAGUCAUUUGAGUAUAAAAUGUAUAAACAAUUUAUCUAAACAAUCUAAAUCCGAAGAAACCCCGUAUAGUAAAUAUUUAUCUAGCUCAGUUGGCUACACAAGAAAACAAAAUGAACAAAAACCCGCCCAACACUUGCGAACUGCAGCAAAGAGAAAAUUGUCCAAAGGACUGGCAAAGUACAAAACCUUAGCUAAAAGAAAGUGCUUAGAGAAGAAUGGAAUUCCUUCUUCAUCUAGUGGUACUGAAAUUGAGACUGAUAUUGUUUUAAGUGAACCCCUGUGCGUUGAUAGCAGCCAGGGUACUCAGAAAGAUUCUGGUUUCAGUUCGGCUCCUUCGAGUCAAGAAAGAAAAUCUUCUAGUGAACACCAAAACGAGGAUGAAGAAGAUUGCGUUUCUAAUUGUGGAAAUAAUGGGGCAAAUUCUGAUACCGUGUGUGAAGAACUGAGUGAAAGUGAUGUAGCUGAAAUGUCACAAGAUAAGAAUUGCAUUCCAAGCACGCUCGAAUUCGAUUUGAACUCCGAAGAACAUUCGUUAGGUCGUCAUGCCUCGGACAUAUCUUUGGAGACCACUACUGAAUCCCAUGCAAUAUCUACUUUAGUACAAAGCGUUUCUGAGUGCUCAGACGCGUAUACAAAUAUAAAAGCGUCUUCUAGUAAUCCCGAACUCCCUGAAAUUUCAACAAUAAAAGAAAAAAUUAGAUCGCAAAAAGCCGUCCUAAGAGAGGACAUAGAAAAUGGUAGUAGUGAGUUUCCUAGUUAUGGUUCGUGCAUGACGUGUUUGACCGAACCCAAAAAUGGAGUGUUCGUUCAUAGCAGGUUCUUACAUCUUUGCUGUUGCUACAAGUGUGCGGUUAAAAUAUGGAACAAAAACAAAAAAUGUCCAAUUUGUAAUUGUGCUGUUAAAAAUGUCAUGAAAUUGUUUGUUCAUUAAUCAUUUUUGAAGUGUAUUUACGCUUUUUUGCUAUUAAAUUUUGAAUUUGAAAUACGAAAAUUUAGUUGAUCGAUUAAACAUAUAAUAGUGAGCCAAGUUAUGAAGUGAUAUACUAAAAUUACAAAAACAUCUGAAUUUAAGUUAAUUUUAAAGAAAUGGAAUUUUUGUUUGUGUUGUUAGAAGCAGCUUAGAAAUGAUAAAUAUGUACAAAUAUUGGGUCUCUUAGGAAAGAAAAUUGUUUGUUUGAAAACAAAAAUCAUAUUUCCAAAAUUCCUAAAUUAAAACAAAAGUUAGACUGCAUUGUUAUGUUACUUAUGGUAAAGUAUAACUAAAGGUAAUAAAUGACGUUAUUUAAUUUAGUAACUAUUAUAACGUAUUAUGAGGAAAACAUUAAGAAAAUGGUCUCAUUCGAAAAAAAAAUUUAAUUUAUUUAUGAGAAAAACAAAAAAAAAAGAUUCAAACAAACAAAAUAAAAACAAAAAAUAAUUAAAAUAAACUUUCUUUACAGCAAAAAAAAAACAUUGUUUU
Messenger RNA from Eupeodes corollae, 2741 nucleotides. Its product is annotated as E3 ubiquitin-protein ligase Mdm2-like. Gene Ontology annotation, molecular function: ubiquitin-protein transferase activity. The record is from RefSeq and is a predicted model, not a curated record. The coding region runs from base 150 to 2213 and encodes 687 amino acids. The transcript is spliced from 5 exons. Lineage: Eukaryota; Metazoa; Arthropoda; Insecta; Diptera; Syrphidae. Gene Ontology annotation, biological process: protein ubiquitination.